Messenger RNA from Sclerotinia trifoliorum, 3579 nucleotides. Lineage: Eukaryota; Fungi; Ascomycota; Leotiomycetes; Helotiales; Sclerotiniaceae. The record is from the annotation of a GenBank genome assembly.
GAAUAACGACAUAUAUUCAGAAUAUUUCCUAUAUUCCGGAAACAUUCAAGUCAUGCGCUUCGUAUAUGCUAGACAUUCAAACCUCCCCUAAUCAAAGUUCUUAAUGGGGAACCGCUCCACACAAGCUUAAGUCUUCAAAGAUGUGCGCUCUUGCUCGACACAAUCAUACUUCAAACCAGGACGAUGUACUAAGGCUGUAGCAGGUUCGAAAAAUCCUUGUAUGACCUCAUUCGAGGUCUGCGGAACCAUAAAGGAAACGAAAAGGAGUACAUUCAAAAUAGUUUGAAAGAAUGUCGAGCGGAAAUAAAAGGUUCAGACAUGGGUUAGAGACUACGGCAGAAGAAUGAGGUGCAUUUAACUGACAAAUGCGCCGCAGACCUCAAGGCUACUGCCUUACUGAAACUGGUUUACCUGGAAAUGUUUGGCCACGAUAUGUCCUGGGCUUCCUUUCAUGUUCUCGAAGUCAUGUCCUCGCCGAAAUACCUACAGAAACGAGUCGGAUAUUUGGGUGCUGUGCAGAGCUUCCGGCCGGAUACUGAAGUUCUGAUGUUGGCCACGAAUUUGCUGAAGAAGGUAUGACUUCCAUAUAAUUAUCAUGGAAAUUAUACUCAGACAUCAUACAGGAUUUGAGUUCCGCUACGCCGACAACAAUGUCUCUUCCAAUCAUAACAUUACCACAUGUCAUCACUCCUUCGCUCGCACUAUCUGUUCUCUCAGACCUACUGCCCCGGAUGACACAUUCGCAUCCGGCCAUUCGCAAGAAAACCAUUGUUACACUUUAUAGGUUAGCUUUAGUCUACCCCGAAACAUUGCGUCCAGCAUGGCCAAAGAUCAAGGAGCGAUUGAUGGAUGAGGGCGAGGAUCCAAGUGUUACAGCUGCAAUCGUCAAUGUUGUUUGUGAAUUGGGAUGGCGGAGGCCUCAGGAUUUCCUACCCCUGGCUCCGCGACUAUUCGAGUUACUUGUGGAUAGUGGAAAUAAUUGGAUGGCGAUCAAGCUCAUUAAACUGGUCAGUGGUAAAAAUCAUACAGAAAACUAUACGUUAACAUAUAUGUAGUUUGCUACCUUAACUCCACUUGAACCAAGAUUGGUCAAAAAACUGUUACCACCACUUACAUCGAUUAUCCGAACGACUCCAGCAAUGUCACUACUAUAUGAAUGUAUAAAUGGUAUUAUUUUAGGAGGAAUUCUUGGAAGCAGUGAGGAGUCCGCGGGAGGGGAGGAAAUAGCUACUCUCUGUGUGAGCAAGUUGCGUGGUAUGAUUAUGGUUGAGGGAGAUCCUAAUCGUAAGUCAGUAGUUCCAAAGCAUACCACUAAGGCUAAACAUUUGCAGUAAAAUAUGUCGCACUGCUCGCUUUCAACAAGAUUGUUGUUACCCAUCCAUUUCUUGUUGCUCAACAAGAAGAUGUGAUAAUGGAUUGUAUCGAUAGUGCCGAUAUCUCGAUCCGAUUACGUGCAUUAGACUUGGUUGUAGGCAUGGUUAGCAGCGACAAUCUGAUGUCAAUUGUUGGGAGAUUGAUGAGACAGCUUCGAAGCUCCCCCUCAAUCUCUGCACGCAAUUCUAGUCCUCGACAUGCUGGACACAUCGAACCUGAAGCAGAUUCAGAUGACGAGGCUCCGGAAGUGGCAAUCAAAUCCGAUAAGGGGUCGUCACAAGAUUUACUAUUGCCAGAUGAUUACAAGGUGGAUGUCAUCACCAGAGUGCUAGAAAUGUGCUCGAUAAAUAACUAUGCUAAUCUUGUUGAUUUCGAUUGGUAUAUCGACAUUUUGAUUCAGCUUGUCAGAAACGCUCCUGUUACAAGCUCUCCUUCAAAUCAGGAAUUGGAAGAGUACACAAAUAACGAUAUCUCCGAAAAGAUUGGGGAUGAACUGCGUAAUGUGGCCGUCAAGGUGAAAGCGGUCCGGUCUCAAGCUGCUAAGGCUGCGGAGUCAAUACUAGUACUAGCUUUUAACGACACCACAAGCCAAGUCAGCUCCGGAAAUGGAGCACUUCGACCGAUAUCUUGGAUGAUUGGAGAAUAUGCCUCUUAUUUGGAGUCUCCAGAAAAUACAAUGGCUGCUUUACUGCAUAUUACGAAAGCUUCAACAUCUGCUGAGGGUCUCAUCGUGUACCUCCAAGCAAUGGCUAAGGUUUUCGCGGUUAUAGCUGAUGAUGAGCAUUCACUCUGGACGACCGAACGGAGGACAAUGAUGUCACUCUUGAUGGCACGCAUUAUAAAUGCACUUGAGCCCCUAGCGAUGCACCCUGAUCUUGAAGUUCAAGAAAGGGCAGUUGAGUUUUCAGAGUUGUUAAAGUUGGCGGCAGAAGCAACAAAUGGUCACGAGCCAUCUUCGGAAUCGAUGCAGCAAGAUGCGCCACUUUUGCUCACACAAGCACUGCCUUCUCUAUUCAGGGGACAGGAAUUAAACUCGGUUGCAGCUAGCGCGCAAAAAAAUGUACCAUUGCCAUCGAACUUGGAUCUUGAUCAGCCGAUCAAUCAAAAUCUACACAAUCUGUUACGAAAUGUAGAUUCUAUAUCCUUCGAUGAUCUUGAAAACGAUGAAUUUGAAGUAUACUAUCAUCAAAAACCAGAGCCUACUUCAAUCUCAUCUAACGAACCUGCUAUCAACCGUCUUGGUGGAAGUCCUGAUCAACCUGCACAAUCUUACCAGCAAGGUAGUGAAGAAUCAUACCUCGACCCAGAUAUUGUUGCACGACGGAAAGCAGAGAGACUUGAAAGGAAUAGAGAUGAUCCAUUUUAUAUCGCACCGAAUGACGGUAGCCUGUCCGGCACGUCAACGCCUCUUCACAACAUUCUCCAAAACAACAAUGGGCAAGAUCUAGACAUCGAUGCUAUACCAAUCAUGCAGUUAGAUCUGGGCAAGACGAAUUUAAAUAUAACGAAUAAUAAGAAGCCUUCGAAGAAGCCUCGUCAACGAAUACAAGUGGCUGCUGACGAAACACUGAACCUUAGUGGAACGUCUACACCUGCGAACGAUUCUGAAAAUAGUACUGAGGGAGCCAUGAAGGCGCGAAUUUCAAGAGGGAAACAAUCCCUAUUACAGGUGGAUUCGAGCCACAUCGGCCAAUUUUCCCUUGAAGGUGGCGAUACCAGUGGUAUUGAUUUCGAGCGGCAGCAGAAAGAAGAGGCCGAAAUGAUGAAAGCCAUGAAAGAGGUAGAAAGGCUCCGACUGGAGAUGCAGCGAGCGAAUGAGAGAAUCCACGCUGCGCAAGAUGUUCCGCCAGAAGGAACAGUGGUGAAGAGGAAAGCGAAGAAGAAGACGAAACCUGUAGAAGGGGAGGCAGCGACAGUGGUUAAGAAAAAGAAAAAGGCCAAGAAAGCUGUGGUCGAUGAAGGAGAAGGCGAGCCUUCUGCAGCCCCUACGACUACAGAUGUUGUGAAGCCGAAGAAGAAAAACAAGAAGCCAAAGGUGGAGGAAGAGGUCAUGGAACAGGCGUAAUAUGCAUAACGGACUAGGAAGCAUUCAAUGGCGUUGGGAGCGUGUAAGGGAUACCACACAUAGGUAGUCAUGGGUCGAAAACAUUUUGAGUUUUGAUAUAAAUGUAGAUCUUUAAUUCCAUAAAAAAAUUGAUGUGUACA